Molecule: messenger RNA, 3584 nt
Organism: Kogia breviceps (pygmy sperm whale)
Lineage: Eukaryota; Metazoa; Chordata; Mammalia; Artiodactyla; Physeteridae
Source: RefSeq, a predicted model, not a curated record
AUGUGGAACAGACAUUUUGUCUUGUAUCUCCUGCUUUUGCCAGCUUUUAUGAGUCAAACAGCAUAUGGACAAAGAAAGAAAGGAUCAAAGUCCCAUUUACUUGCAAGGAAAAACCCCACUUGCUUCAUAGAUCUUGUCUUCGUUGUGGAUAGCUCUGAAAGUUUUAAAAUUUUUCUCUUUGACAAACCGAAAGAUUUUGUAGAUAGCUUGAGUGACAAGAUUUUUCAAUUGACCCCGGUUGGCUCCUUGAAAUAUGACAUCAAACUGGCAGCCCUUCAGUUUAGCAGCUCUGUCCAAAUUGAUCCACCUUUUUCUUCUUGGAAGGCUCUACAGACUUUUAAACAGAGGGUCAAGUCUAUGAAUUUCAUUAGGCAAGGUACUUUCUCUUAUUAUGCCAUCGCCAAUGUCACGAGGCUACUUAAGAGAGAAGGGUGCAAAGAUGGUGUGAAAGUGACCUUGCUGAUGACUGAUGGCAUUGACCAUCCAAAGAAUCCAGAUGUUCAAAGUAUUUCUGAAGACGUCAGAACUUCAGGAAUAUUAUUUAUCACCAUUGGACUCUCUACUCUAGUCAAUGAAACCAAACUUUGUUUGAUAUCUGGGAAUCCACCCAGUGAACCCAUUCUGCUGUUGAAUGAUUCAACCCUUGUAGAUAAAAUUUAGGAUCACCUGGAUAUCUUAUUUGAAAAGAAGUGUGAAUGCAAGAUUUGUGAAUGUGAGAAGGGGGGUCCAGGCGACCCAGGUCCUGCUGGUACACAUGGAAACCCAGGUAUCAAAGGUGAGUGAGGACCUAAAGGAAACCCAGGUGAUGCUCAAAAAGAGGAACCUGGAGAAAGAGGCCCAGGGGGAAUCCCUGGGUACAAGAGUCAGAAGGGUGAACGUGGAGAAUGCGGUAAACCAGGAAUAAAAGGUGACAAAGGAUCCCCAGCACCAAAUGGACCAAAGGGACCUGGAGGACUUCAGGGCAUUACUGGACCUCCAGGGGAUCCAGGCCCAAAGGGGUUUCAAGGCAGUAAGGGUGAACCUGGUCCUCCUGGUCCUUAUGGUCCUCCAGGAGCCCCUGGUAUUGGACAGCCAGGUAUUAAGGGAGAAAGAGGCCAGGAAGGAAGAACUGGGCCUCCAGGACUGACUGGUGUCGACUACAAGACUCUGUCCUACCAUACAAGCACAAUUUUUACCCAGAACAGUUACAGUGGUCCCCGUGCGCCUAAGGGAGCACCAGGAGAGAGGGGCUUACCAGGAGAAGGACCUCCAGGACCAAAGGGUGAAAAAGGUUCUGAAGGACCAGUUGGCCCACAAGGAUUAGAAGGCCUGUCAAUCGAAGGGGACAAGUGGGAUAUGGGACCUGUGGGACCCCAAGGACCACUGGGCAUCCCCGGAAUUUGGAGUGAAGGGGAACAGGGAAUCCAAGGUCCUAUUGGUCCACCUGGUCCACAAGGGCCCCCAGGACAAGGCUCACCAGGUCCCAAGGGAGAAGUAGGCCAGACAGGACCUACAGAUCCUAGAGGACCAGUGGACUUGGAGUACAAGGUCCAAAGGCUUUUCUCAGGGGGAUCUAGGCUCCCAGGACAGCCAGGAGUACCUAGAGAAGGAGCUACAGGGAAGAAGGGAGAAGCGGGGCUUCCAGAAGCAAGAGGCCCCGAAGGACCACCUGGAAAAGGACAACUGGCCUCAAGUGAUGAAGGAAAGAAAGGGAGCAAAGGAAAUCAAGGACAGAAGGGAUUUCCAGGGCAAGGACCAAAGGGUGAUCCAGGGAUUAUGAGCCCUUUUGGGAUGCCUGGAACAUCAAUUCCUGGACCACCUUGGCCAAAGGGAGAUAGAGGACCUGGGUUUUCUGGAUUUAAAGGAGAACCUGGAAUUGCUAUUCGAGCACCAAAGUUUCUUUUAAUCAAUAACUUGUCAUUCAUUGUGCCUUUUCAGGGAGAGCCUGGUGUCAGAGGCCCUGCAGGCCUCCCUGGGCCUCGGGGCAUAAGAACCCAAGGGCCAAGGGGUGAUACUGGGCAGAAAGGCUUGCCUGGCCCUCCUGGCCCCCCUGGCUAUGGAUUACAAGGAAUCAAAGGGGAGCAAGGACCUCAAGGCUUCCCAGGGCCAAAGGGCAUGACAGGCCAUGGCCUCCCUGGCAGGAAGGGAGAGCAUGGAGAACGGGGCGAUGUGGGAAAGAAAGGGGAUAAAGGAGAAAUUGGAGAUCCCGGACCCCAAGGAAAACGGGGGUUACAAGGAUCAAGAGGAGACUGACAACUGACAAAAGAAGAAAUCAUCAAGCUUAUUUUUGAAAUAUGUGGUUGUGGGUGUAAAUGCAGAGAGGCAUAGCUAGAGCUGCUGUUUGUGACUGACAGCUCAGAAAGCUUGGGACCGGAGAACUUCCUGAUUAUCAAAGACUUUGUGAAGACUCUGACUGACAGAGUUGCGCUGGACCUUGCCAUGGCCCGUGCAGGCGUAAUCAACUAUAGCCAUAAGGUACAGGAGGUGGAUCAUUUGACGCAGUUCUCCAGCAAGGACGACCUCAAGCGGGCCGUGGACAACAUGCAGUAUCUGGGAGAAGGCACCUACACAGACACAGCUCUCCAUGCCGCCGACCGCAUGUUCGAAGCCGCAAGGCUGGGUGUGAAGAAGGUGGCCUUGGUCAUCACUGAGGAGCAGACAGAUACACGAGAUGAAAAGAAUCUGACAGAGGUGGUGAAGGAUGCCAGUGACGUCGAUGUGGAAAUAUUUGUGAUUGGGGUGGUGAAGAGAAAUGACCCCAACUUCGAGAUGUUCCACAAAGAAAUGAAUCUAAUUGCUACUGACCCAGACAGUGAGCACGUUUAUCUAUCUGAUGACUUUGUUACCCUUCAAGAUACCCUGAAGCAAAAAUUGUUUUAAAAAAGUUGUGAGGAUUUUGAAUCCUACCUUCAUAUUUUGGGUUCACCACUGCUUCAACCUGGAUUUGGGAUAUCGGGGGAAGAACUCACUGAAUCCGCUCCAGAACCCCAGAAAGAAAUUUCUGAAUCGGUCAGUGUCUCUGGAGCCCAGGACUAAGUGAAUGAGCCUUCAGAGCCCACCUGGGCUGCCAGCCUUGCUGCCAUUCCAUCCUCUGAGGCUGCCACCACCCAGGGGCCAUUGCUCAGGUCCCCUGAGGAUCAGGCAGAGGGUCUGGAAACCAGAGCUCAAAGUCCCAUUUUGAACUCAGAGCGAGAAAAGUUCAUGCACGAAGGUAAGAGAAUUCUGCCCAUCAGCUGUUGUAUCUAUAAUAUCAAGAAGGCACAGAAAGGAUGGUCUCUAAAAUCUCAUCCAGAGAGAACAUGUUUUGACUCUAAACAGGGAGGACAAAAGACAUUUUUCAUUUUAUUAUAUAUAGAAUUAGAAAACUGGCUGGUUGUUGGAACAAAUUUGGUCAAUCAAAAAAUGUAAAGCUCUUACAGUAUUUAUUGUUAUUUUAAAAUUGGAAAGUCUUUAGAGAGGAUAUUGCUCUCAUGUUUGCAGUAGCUCUUACCACUCCCUAUUGUCUUACAUGAAGCCUUCACACAUGUAGACAUUUGAAUUUUUGACCCCUGGUUGGAAGAAAGAAAAAGAAGCUAGAAUCAAGAUUCCAAUUCAUCACCAUAUUU